Molecule: messenger RNA, 2478 nt
Organism: Emericellopsis cladophorae
Lineage: Eukaryota; Fungi; Ascomycota; Sordariomycetes; Hypocreales; Bionectriaceae
Exons: 7
Coding region: 1-2478 (825 amino acids)
Biological process (GO): carbohydrate metabolic process
Molecular function (GO): hexosyltransferase activity; UDP-glycosyltransferase activity
Source: RefSeq, a predicted model, not a curated record
AUGGCGAGCGACGGAAGCAAGAUAACGGAUGAGCGAGAUCCCGAUCGAUCCACGGCGGCAGAUGCGCCACCGUCGUAUGACCUUGCAUCGGAAGGGAAUCUGUUGACCGAGGUGCCAAAGGUGAGAGAAGACGGCCGCAUCAAAAUAAACCUAGACUGGGACGUUAUCGAGAGACUGUCGCUCCUCUCGAUUCAUGGGCCACCGUCGCUACCCCCAAAAGAUGGACAGUCGUCGGCACCUCCCCCAUACUCAAGCGGGCAACACGGAGAAGACGACCAGCAACCUUUCCCCAUCAAGUUGAACAUUGCCAUUCAGGUUGUUGGAAGUCGUGGCGAUGUCCAGCCGUUUGUAGCCCUUGGCGCUGAGCUACAGAAACAUGGCCACAGAGUGCGACUGGCGACACACAAUGCCUUUGACCGGUUUGUCCGUGACGCAGGGCUCGAAUUCUUUCCCAUCGGGGGGGAUCCGGCAGAACUAAUGGCGUACAUGGUACGGAACCCGGGGCUUAUCCCAAGCAUGCAGAGCCUCCGGGCUGGCGAUAUCAAGAAGAAGAGGGCUAUGAUGUCUGAGAUACUUCGCGGCUGCUGGAGGUCCUGCAUAAGUCCAGAUCCCGUCUCGAAUGUACCUUUUGUGGCGGAUGCAAUUAUCGCCAACCCCCCCAGCUUCGCUCAUAUCCACUGCGCUCAGGCGCUGGGCAUCCCGGUACACAUGAUGUUCACCAUGCCCUGGACGAGCACGGAGGCUUUCCCACAUCCCUUGGUCAACAUGGAGCUUGGCAAGAGCUCCGCAACCAAGCACAUGUCGGCAAACUAUCUUUCAUACGCGGUUGUGGAGGUUUUAACGUGGCAGGGGCUCGGUGACAUUAUCAACGAGUGGAGGGAGAGCAUUGAUUUGGAGCAUAUUGCCUUUUCAGAAGGGCCGCGUCUCGCGGAAACGCUCAAUGUUCCCUUCACCUACUGCUGGUCGCCCGCUCUGGUGCCGAAACCCAGAGACUGGGGGAACCACAUAGAUGUAUGCGGGUUCUUCUUCCGUGAGGCGCCCUCGUACACGCCGCCGCCCGAGCUCGAGAAGUUCCUCGCUGCAGGUCCGCCUCCGAUCUACAUUGGUUUUGGCAGCAUCGUUGUCGACGAUCCAUCAUCUCUUUCGGAGAUGAUUCUCGAAGCUGUCCGCAUCACCGGAACCAGAGCACUCAUCUCGCGGGGUUGGAGCAAGCUAGAUGGCGCCCAGAGUACCGACGUCAUGUUCCUAGACGACUGCCCACACGAGUGGCUCUUCCAGCACGUCAGGGCCGUGGUACACCAUGGAGGUGCAGCUAAUCAUUUCCUCAGUCAACCUUUCUGGGGUGACAUGGUGGCCGCUGCCGGCGCUGGUCCGUCGCCUAUUCCUCAGAAAUCCUUGGACGUGAGUCAGCUUGUCGAGGCGAUACAGUAUUGCCUGACCAAACAAGCCGCCUCGGCCGCGGAGAGAAUUGCGGUGCAGAUGCAAUCCGAGUCGGGUGUCCAGCAGGCGGUCAAGUCCUUCCACUCAAAUCUUCCUCGGGACUUGCUCGAAUGUGACGUUAUCAAGGGCCAGCCUGCAGCAUGGACGUACUCGCGCAAGAGGACCAAUCUCAAGCUGUCAAAGGCCGCUGCUGAAGUCCUUUUAAGUCACCUCAAGGUUGACAAAAAAGGGCUCGAAUUGCACGAAAGCCGUCGAACCGUCAUCCAGACACGUCGAUGGGAUCCUUUUACGGGUACGAUUGGUGCCGCCUUGGGUGUCAGCGCAGACUUGGCCAGGGCUGCUGCAGACACGGUCGUCAAGCCUGUCAAGGUCUAUCACCAGAGGAAAAAGGAUACGGACACCAAUACCUCGCCUGAUCUAACGGCCGCGGACAUGGUGACAUUGCGCGGCCAAGGUCCGACCAGCGUCAACGGCGGGGCAAAGUCCAGACACUGUCUGAGCACAGCCAGAACUAUGGCUGCGAUUUCAGGAAACGGUGCUGCCGAUUUUCUCAAGCGAUUGUCAAGCGGCGCAAUCAUCGUGCCGUUUGCCUUCACCGAGGGCUUGAGACAUCUGCCGCACUUGUAUGGUGAGAAUGUCAGAGACUAUGGCGAAAUUCGCGACUGGAAGUCCGGAGCAGCCGCUGGAGGGAAGUGCGUUGUCCUCGGCCUCUACGAUGGAGUGGCUGGUCUCAUCCUCCUACCAUACUCUGGAGCCCAACGGCAAGGGGCAAUUGGCGCUGUUAAGGGUGUUGGCAAGGGCAUUGCAGGCCUGGGCAGCAAUGUCUUCACAGCGGUGAUGGGCGUAGCAACCUAUCCUUUGCAGGGGAUCUACAAAAGCAUCCUCCACACUGCCCAUUCUAAUACUCGACGAUCCGUCGAGGCAGCUCUCCUAUUAGAAGGAAAGUAUCUAGCAGACAGGAGACGUGAAGUGGGAUUAGGCGACAGCGCUGUUAUGGAGCACUUUGAUGCCAUUUCAAAGGGCAGACCAGGUGCUUGA